CUGUCUCCAUCUACUGGAGGGGACCGCUGGAGUGGCCACUUCCCAGGCUAGACUGAGAUCACUGGCGGGAGGAGACGUCCAAAACAUCUUGGCUCUUAUUGUGAUUUGAUUUCGGCCGAUCUUUCCGGCGAUGCUUGACAAAUCCCAGAAAUGAGUGCUCGGGGAAGCCCCCUCUCCUCAAGACUUCCUGGCAUCGCCGAAUCUCCUGCUUCCCUCAGACGCUGACAGCCGCGGCGGCCGAGCGGAGUCCUGCUGCCCCGCGGAAUCAUCCGGCCACACACGGAUGGAACAUGGCUGCUAUGAGGACUUUAACCGUGGCCGGACUCCUUUUGGCUUUUUGUGCGCUGGGACUGAUCGCAGUGGCCAUCGGUACUGACAACUGGUACCAGACGGACGCGAGGAGGCAUCGAAAACGCUGCAAGAAUUUCUCGAACAAAAGGAACGACCCCGGUUACAUUUACAACUCCAACCCCAACCUUCCCCUCCGAAUGCUGCCGAAGGAGAAGAACGCGGAGAGGAAGAGCUCGCUGCUGCGAGCUAAGCGGCACUUCCUGCCUCCUGCUGCGGCCAUGGAGUCGCUCUGCAAUCGCCACUUCAACUCCACCAUCACCGGUCUGUGGAGGAAGUGCCACCGGGAGGGAUACGACCAGGAGACGGAGGAUCUCAUCUUUAAAGGAUUGGUUCCUCGCUGCACGCCAAUAAAAUACUACUACUCAUCCUCGGCGCUGCCCAGGAACCUGCCCAUCAAUCUGACCAAAACAAUAAGGCAGGAUGAGUGGCAUGCCCUACAUCUCCAGAGAAUGACCGUCAGUUUCAUCGGCAUGGCGAUCUCCAUCAUCCUCUUCGGCUGGGUCAUCGGCCUGCUGGGCUGCUGUAAGGAGCAUGAUCUGAUGCAGUACGUCGCAGGGCUUCUCUUCCUAAUGGGAGGUACUUGCUGCAUCAUCUCUCUUUGCACAUGUGUGGCUGGAAUCAACUUUGAACUUUCCCGCUACCCCCGCUACAUGUUCGGAAUACCAGAGGACAUCAGUCACGGAUACGGCUGGUCCAUGUUUUGUGCCUGGGCUGGACUGGGCCUUACUUUGCUGGCGGGGUUCCUGUGCACCCUGGCGCCGUCUCUGUACCCGCCACACACCCCUGUGGCUCACAAGCCCAGGCAGGAGAAUGGCUGCGUGUGACUAGAGAUGACUAAAGAUCUGAUCUGAGGACCGGCUGAGCAGCAGGGACUGAGCAGAGAAAGCACAAAACACUGACUCAUGUGAAGAUGACCACCGGGUCACACGAGACUGAGGAGGCUCCUCUGGUGCUUUUGUUUCUGCCCUCCUCAUCAACAAAGCGUUCAGUGUUAUUGUUUGCUCCUUCCGAGGAGAAAAAAAAAAUCUUCCUGUACUAUUAAAAAAAAAAAGAUAAACAGGCAGAAUAUGAGCAGCACAAAAGGAAAAACUGUACUGGAUGUGUUAGCGUCUCAAAGGGCAGCCGUGUACCAUUAUGUAUUCAUCCGAAAACAACGUUAAAGUUCAUGUACUUUUUGACCUGUAUGUAUGCAGAUGCAUUUGUGUUGAUUCAAGGGAAAAUAUGAGCAUUAACAAAAGUCUUUCGAGGAAAAUGUUUCGUGGUUCUUUGGCUCGUACCACCUCAAAAUAUUUUUGAAAAAUAAAACAGCCAUGCAAACAUUUCUUUGUGUGUAACACAAUGGAAAAUUGUUGCCUUAUUCUCUCUCUGUUGAAAGUUCCUACUGUCCGUGCGUCUCCCUGGGACUCCUGGUGCGAGGUGUUUUGGGUUGCACUGUAAACUAGACCAACUGUGACACCCCGAUAUAAAUGUUUACAGAUUCAACAAACAUCUUCCUUUUUAUUUGUCACACAUGUCCCCUGCAUGUGGCGUAUUUUAAUAGAUUUUCUGGAGAUGUGACAGCAUGAACACAUGAAGGUCGGAGCAGCUGAAGAGGCUGAUGGUGUCACCAUGUGGCAGACGAACUGAGGGAGGAAGAUUCUCCAUAUAUAUAGAUAUAGUUAUAUCUAUAUCUAUAUAUAGAUAUAGAUAUAGAUAUAGUUCUAUCUAUAUAUGUGGAGAAUGUCAUAUGUAUCUAUUUCUGUCUCUCUCUCUCUCUCUCUCUCUCUCUCUCUCUCGCUCUCUCUCUCUCUCCAUAUAUAUAUAAUAAUAUCUCACUUUUUAAAAGUGCGGGCCACAUUAUGAACUGGAAAUGUGAGGCACGGCUCGAUUAAAAAAAAGGUUUCUACAAAAGAUAGAAGGAAUGGAAAGAUGGGAGAAAGGGAAAACUAAUUCAUAAAAAUGCAGAAUUGUGUGCGUAAG
Synchiropus splendidus (mandarinfish) is the source of this 2310-nucleotide messenger RNA. It is a transcript of the gene tmem276a, whose product is annotated as transmembrane protein 276a. Gene Ontology annotation, cellular component: membrane. Lineage: Eukaryota; Metazoa; Chordata; Actinopteri; Syngnathiformes; Callionymidae. The record is from RefSeq and is a predicted model, not a curated record. Bases 291 to 1175 code for a protein of 294 amino acids. The transcript has 4 exons.